UAAAGGAGAGCCGAAGUUUGAAGCCAAAUUCAUAUCUUCAAUUUUGACGAGUAAGAAAAAUGAGAUUAAGCAUCACAAUCUCCUUAACAGAUCAAAUUCAUGUGCUCGAACCUUACACAACUAUAGGCAUGAAAAGGAGCUGCUUUUCCAUUGAAUAAUAGGUUGAAGAGUUCUUCUGCUUCUGCUUGGUGACUGGAAGUUUCUUACUGGUUAAUGCUAUGCUAGUUUGUCAUGGGCUGCUAUCAUUCGAAGAAAUCAAAGACUCCAGGUUAUGAGGAGCCCACCGUCCUUGCUGCGGAAACACCCUUUACGGUGAGUGAGGUGGAGGCAUUGUUUGAGCUUUUUAAGAAACUGAGCAGUUCAAUUAUUGAUGAUGGGCUGAUUCAUAGGGAAGAAUUCCAGCUUGCAUUGUUCAGAAAUCAAAAUAUGAGAAAUCUGUUUGCAGAUAGAAUUUUCGAUUUAUUUGACUUGAAGCGGAAUGGGGUUAUUGAAUUUGGGGAGUUUGUGAGAUCAUUGGGCAUCUUUCAUCCUAAUGCAUCAAUUAAAGACAAAAUUACAUUUGCUUUUAGGCUAUAUGAUUUGAGGCAGACAGGGUUUAUAGAGCAAGAAGAGUUGAAGGAAAUGGUUUUGGCACUUCUACAUGAAUCAGAGUUGAUUCUUUCGGAUGACGUCAUUGAAACAAUCGUGGAAAAGACAUUUAAUGAAGCAGACGCGAAUGGUGAUGGAAAAAUUGAUCAAGAAGAGUGGAGGGAGUUUGUGAUGAAGCAUCCAUCAUUGAUCAAGAACAUGACAUUACCAUACUUAAAGGAUAUAACCAUGGCAUUCCCAAGUUUUGUUGCCAGCACAGAAGUUGAAGAUUCAGACAUGUAGUAGAUUUCAAUCAAUCCGAGAAGGUUUUCUCUUUCCUGGUUUCCAGACAAUGUCAAUGAGAAUGCUGUGACAACAACUGCAAGAUACGAUGCGAGAGUUCAUGUUCAGUCACUCGUGAAGAAGAGUCAUUCCGUGAAAUCUGCAGUCAUCUUACCUCUGAUCUAUCCGUUCAUCAUCUUCAGACACCAGUUGCAUACAGGUUUGCGUGUUGAUCAGUACGAUUUUGUAGAUCACUAUGGGUGUAAUUCCUGAUUUACUGCUUUGUGGGUUUGGAAUAUUUUUUGUAUGAAUAGAAUCAGGCAUUGUAUGUUGGGAGCCAAAGCUGCUGAUAUUUAGGAAGAUUUGAAAGCAUUAGCUGAACACUAGAGUGAGUUUCAUUACGUGCAUAGAAAGUUUUAAACUUGAAUCUUGAUCAUAGGUUGAAGUUCAACUAUCAAGAUUCAAAGAGUUCAUGUAUUCAUUAUUUGACUGGAGUGCUAUCAUACAAUUCUCUCAGAAGAAACUUUCUCAAGAAAAUGAAAAUCUUAAGACAUUGUGGUGAAAUGUCACGACUAACUUGGGAAGAAUUAU
Messenger RNA from Momordica charantia (bitter melon), 1440 nucleotides. The record is from RefSeq and is a predicted model, not a curated record. Lineage: Eukaryota; Viridiplantae; Streptophyta; Magnoliopsida; Cucurbitales; Cucurbitaceae.